Lates calcarifer (barramundi perch) is the source of this 3473-nucleotide messenger RNA. Its product is annotated as stromal interaction molecule 1. Gene Ontology annotation, cellular component: plasma membrane; endoplasmic reticulum. The record is from RefSeq and is a predicted model, not a curated record. NCBI's taxonomy places the organism in Eukaryota, Metazoa, Chordata, Actinopteri, Centropomidae. Gene Ontology annotation, molecular function: calcium channel regulator activity; protein binding; calcium ion binding. Gene Ontology annotation, biological process: intracellular calcium ion homeostasis; store-operated calcium entry; activation of store-operated calcium channel activity.
GCUGCAGCGGGCUCAGGAGGAGCAGCGCUGCGUUCAGGUGGAGAAGGUGAAGGUGGAGGAGGAGCUGAGGAACGAGAUCAGCUCGGCCAAACAGGAAGCUCAGCGGCUCCGGGAGCUCAGGGAGGGAACAGAGAACGAGAGGAGCCGACAGAAAUACGCCGAGGAGGAGCUGGAACAGGUCCGUAUGGCGUUGAAGAAGGCGGAGAGGGAGCUGGAGUCGCGGGCUCACUGGGCGCCGCCGGAGGCUCUGCAGAAAUGGCUGCAGCUGACGCACGAGAUCGAAGUCCAGUACUACAACAUCAAGAAACAGAGCGCAGAGAGGCAGCUGCUGCAGGCCAGGGAGGGGGCAGAGAAGAUCAAGAAGAAGAGGAGUUCUCUGUUCGGGACGUUCCACGUGGCUCACAGCUCCUCGCUGGACGACGUCGACCACAAGAUCCUGUCGGCCAAACAGGCCCUGGCCGAGGUGACGGCGGCGCUGCGGGAGAAGCUCCACCGCUGGCAGCAGAUCGAGUCUCUGUCGGGUUUCUGUCUGGUCAAUAACCCGGGUCUGGGAGCUCUGGCCGCCGCCCUCAACCUGGACCCGGCCUUCCUCGGCCUGCGACCUCCGACCCCGCAGCACCUCCUCCUCUCCGACGACCUCGACGACAUGGACGAGGACAUCCUGUCUCCUGGGACGCUGCAGUACGCGGCGUGGCAGAUGGAUCGGCGAGUGAGCGACCUCUGGCCCCUGAGUGGCAUCGCAGACACCCAGUCACCAUGGCAACACUCGGCUCAGAGUCUGAUGCCCCUGCGACAGAGGAUAGGAGACCCCGCUCUGGCGUUCAGCUCUCAGAGGGACAUUAUGAACCGCUCGGACUCUGACUCCUCCCUCCCUCUGUCUCACGGCGAAUCCCGCAGCCUGUACAGCUCCAAGCCCCUCCUCCCGUCCUCCAGGCUCCACCCCCGGCAGGGUCAGUGCUCUGGGCUUGGAGGAGGAGGAGGCCUGGAGAAGAGCUCCAGCCUCGGGGAGCUGAGGGGCAGCUCUGCCGCUGUCCUCGCCUCCUCCUGCUCCACCCGCUCCCUCUGCAUUACAUCCGACGCCGCCGCCACCGCCACUGACAGCCCCGUCAUCUUCUCGUCCUCGGCCUCAUCCAGCUCGUUAGGCAGUGGCCGGGGGACAGGCCUCCACCUCCCGACCAGGAGGAGCCCCGUGGAGGAGGUGGGAGGAGCGGAGGAGAGCGAGUCGUCCAGCAGCCGGAGGAGAAACGCCUUUAAUAAGAUCUUCAAGAAGAAACAGGGACGUCACUGAGGACGAACCACAUCUCUGCCUCCGCCUCCAACCUGGUUUCAAACUGACUCAUGAUGAGACUUUGUUCUUCAUCAUCAGAGGAAACCUCGUCUGCUUUUACUCAACUUUUCCAGAAAAUAGUUUUUAUCUUUUCUCUCCAUUAAACUGAAAUAAGAUCAGGUUUGCGUCAAGAACUACGACUCACCACCGACUUCCCAGGAGACAGAAGAGUCCGAGGAGAAGAACAAGAGGACGACUGAAGAAGAAAAUAGAAGUAGAAAAUUUAAAGAGAAGUUUUGACAAAAGUUUUGAAGACAAAAGUUUGUGAUGAUCUCGCAGCUGGAUGUUAAACUAGAGAAGGAAGAAAUUUAAAACACCUGCUCUGAGAAAAAUAUUGAAUUUAAAUUUGUUUCUUUAAAGUUGUCUGUUUUCAUGUCUGUGUUUUCUGUUUCCGUGGACUUAGUGUCCAUUAGAGAAAUAAGCUGAACCUGUCACAGGUUUGAUUCCUGCAGCACCAGACUCUGUCUGAAACGUCAGAUUGUACGUUGUGCUUGAACGUGGUUUCUCAGUAGUUCCCUACAAAUCUGGCCCAAACGUUCACUUGUACUCAAGAUGAACUGAUUAGACUUUGGUGGUCAAAGGUCGGUCUUGACUUGUCAUCCAUCCCUAAAGUCACGAACGCAGCAAGAACACUCUUUGUCCCCAUAAUGAGACAGUCCAACCUGUCCAAUGGUGCAUUCAGGCACCCAUAACAUUAGCUGUUAACGAUGCCAUUGGAUAGUUUCCAGUGGUAAAGUGCAGUAACAACCUGGGACCAGUUUGACUUGAACAGACGCUGAUCAGUGGAUGAUGAGAUACCAAGGACCAAAUCAUACAGCAGUUAUUAUAGUCCUGAACAGAACCGGGCUGCAGGUCUCUGAACCUUUAGAACAGUACGACGUAUCCAGUCUGGUCUGGAUGAACCGGGUCUCAGCUUUUUCUGUUGCAUGAUGGGAAGUCACAUGGUCGUCUGUAAAUGCCUUUUUUGUUUCAUAUGUAUAUAUAUCAGAGUGGAUUUUAUGGCUUUAUUAUCUGAGUGUCAGUAGGUGAAGGGCUCUGUUUAUAUGACAGUGGAUGACGGCAGAACGGCAGGUUUACCAGAUCCACCGUCCAACAUCUGUCUGACCCACAUCUGUCUGAUAUUUGAAGAAGUAACUUGGCUGUCUGAAGUAAUAUCAGAGAUUUUCUGAUGUUUAAGAAACAAAACAAUUCAUCAACAAAAUAAUCAGCAGAUUAUUUAAACAGGUGUUUCACAGCCACAUCUGACAUUUGGCCUUUAAUGUUACAAUUAAAUAUAAAUAUUAGUCAAUCGAUUUAUCUGUUCUAAAUGAACUUUAAAGGGAUAUUUCUCAAGUUUCUAAUUCUCUUAUCGACAUAGGAGUGGACGGAUACGCUCGCUUUAUGCAAAUGUCUCUUUACUAUUAUUGCAACAAUCAAUCAAAAAACAAAAAGCAAAAACAGAAAUCUUGUCCAGAACAACCUCAAAGGUUCGGCUUGCUCAUGAUAAACUGAUUCUAAAAAAGAUUCAGUGGUGUUAAAAGGAACUUGUGUUAACGCAUCAUUAUCACGUUAACUUUGACAGCUCUAAUACCAGUGAAGUUAUCUGUUCAGUGUCAGAACUAAUGGUCAUAUAUUAAACUGUCGCUGCCACCCUCCGUCAUCUAAACUGAGCCUGAGGUUGUUUAACUUAUUCUCACAGUUUGAGUUUCACCUGUAGAGGAAAUGUAAGAUUGUAAAGUGUCACUGAAACACACAGCUGAUGUGAAGAUUAUUUUUACAGUCUGGUCACUGAAGCUCAUUAAACCUGUCAUCUGUUCAGAACAACCACACUGAUUUAUUUCUUCAAGCCUUAGACUAGUGUGGUAAAUCCUCAUCAUGUAGACGGUCAUGGAAGGAGCUGGUGCUGAUGAAGCUGGACCUGCAGCACCUCCACCUGAAGUUGAUCGUCCUCCCACAGGUGCCAGUGGAGGACUGUUAACCUGGGACAGUUAAAUCCAUUGAGUCAGCAGGUUUAUUUCAGAGUCAGAGCCUUAAACCCACUGAAGCUGCUGUAACUGUAAACACGUUACUGCAUCUUCAUGGUCUCGGCUGUUACACGAGGCUUGUGUCCAGUCAUGAAUAAAAGUACAUAAUAAAUAAAGUUUGACCUUCAGAGUUUGUUAACUGA